Molecule: messenger RNA, 525 nt
Organism: Acanthamoeba castellanii str. Neff
Lineage: Eukaryota; Discosea; Longamoebia; Acanthamoebidae
Exons: 2
Coding region: 1-525 (174 amino acids)
Source: RefSeq, a predicted model, not a curated record
AUGAGCAAAGCGAGCGGCUUUAUCGAUAAGAUUUUGAGCGGGCACAAGACGAUUGAAUCACGUUGGUACGCUACGCGAAGGCCGCCCUGGGACAGGGUGCACGCGGGGGACACCGUCUACUUCAAGUACAGCGGAGGCGCAGGGGAGCGGGUGAAGGUUCGAGCGACCGUGGAUAGGGUGCAGCAGUUCGAGAACAUUGACCAAGACGGCGCCGCGCAGCGCAUACUCGACCAGCACGGUGCUCACAUCUUCGGAACCGACACGAGCGCCACCGCGCCAACAGAGGCAGGGAAGGGGGGCGCUGCCGAAGCGGACAAUGAGGAGACCAAGAACAGGACGGCAACGGGCGCCAGGAAGCGAAGAGGAGGUCCGCUGUGGCGAGGGAAGAAGUACUGCAUCUUGGUGUGGCUGAAAGACGUGAUGGAGGUCGAGGACCCCUUCCUCAUCAACAAACAAGGCUUUGGCAAGAUGACCGCCUGGCUCACUGUACCCAACAUCAGCCAAAUACUCCUUCCUGAGGACUAG